Molecule: messenger RNA, 1066 nt
Organism: Nematostella vectensis (starlet sea anemone)
Lineage: Eukaryota; Metazoa; Cnidaria; Anthozoa; Actiniaria; Edwardsiidae
Exons: 7
Coding region: 125-940 (271 amino acids)
Cellular component (GO): cytoplasm
Molecular function (GO): saccharopine dehydrogenase activity
Source: RefSeq, a predicted model, not a curated record
UUGCUUUGUUGUGCUGCGAGCGUUAAAACCUCUGAUCUAUUCAAGCAGACACACUACACACUGCUUAACUGUUCGGUAUUGCUUACUGUUAGUAACUCUCCGAAUUUUACUGCGCUCAUCCGAAAUGAAACGCCAUCUCCUGAUUCUAUUCUUGGCCUUGAUGGCUAUUUCAGCUGAUCUGGUGUCGGGGCACGGUGCUACUAACUCCUCGUGCGAUCGUAUUCCAAGGGGUUCACGAAGAUUCUACGGACGUAGCCCCAAUAUGCCUGGGAAAUCAUGCAUGGAUAUUUUGAACAAAAACCUUUCUAUUCGUAACAAUGGCAUCUACUGGAUCAAGCUUAACGGUUACUCGGCGUUUCCGGUUUUUUGUGACAUGAAAGACGGAGGUUGGACAAUGGUGUUGAAGUUGGUAAGUGGCAGUGGGGAAGAUGUGGCUGAUUUAUGGGAGGCGCCCUUUGCCAUUCGUGAGUUUGACCAGCGGCUGCUUCACCUCAUGCCUGUCCACAACUGGCCUUACAAGAAUAAAAUUGUGCGUCAGUGGAACGUCUUCAAACCCGAGGAGGCGCGUGUUGUGUUGUACAAACGUGGUGCAAAGGUCCUGACUGUUGGCUUCAAUGCAAUCGACUCGAACAAGAUGAACUGGUUUUCUUCCUCUCGGCUGGUAGAUUCACCUUGGAGUGAUCUUGGCAAAGAACCCAAAAAUUUCUUCACGAUCAAAGGAGACACAGCCCACAACCGACACUUUUUUAUCAACCGUAGCUACGAAGGCGGAUGUCACGUGGAUUUUGGUUGGCUUGUGACUGGGCAAUUGUGGCGUUGCAAAUGGGAGCAGGGCUAUAAAAAAGCGGCCUUCCUUUAUAGCAAGAUCGGGACGCAUACUAAUUGGAACAAACAUGAAAACGUCGGCAGUGCUGAUGUGUUUACUGUUUUUGUGCGAUAAUAAGAACUUGGACAUUUGAAAAGAAAUUUUUCAUCACAGGGGCAACGAUCUUGGAUAGAAUAGUGGUAAUCAAACAAUAAAACCAUAACGAUAAAGUAAGAAUAAAAUUGAGAACUUUGAUUCAAA